AUGAGUGACUCCAGUAGUGAUUCAGAGGCGUCAGCAACAGAGCAUACUGCACUCAUGGAUGGCCAUAUAGCAGAAGCUCGUCCGGAUAGAGAGAUAGCUGAAUGGAUAGCGAGAAAAAGAAAAACCAAAUCCGACCAAACCCAGCGAAAUUACGGUAGUGUGGAGCAACGGGAGGGGGAUGGUUCAGGAGAAAACAGAGAUUCCCCACCUAGUGCCAGUAACCCAGGAGUGCAGGUGGAAUCGCAGGUUGAGGAACUUGAGCUUAAGUAUGGGGCUCGUCAUGUUAUCAAACUCUUUGUGCCGGUGACACUCUGUAUGCUUGUUGUUGUUGCUACAAUUUCCUCAAUCAACUUCUAUUCGGUCAAAGAUGUCUAUCUUGCAUAUACACCAUUCCAUGAAGAGAGUCCAUAUGCAGUAACAAAAGUAUGGAAUGCUCUUGCUAACUCUAUGAUCCUGCUCAGUGUGAUAGCUUUAAUGACUGUCCUGCUCAUUGUGUUGUAUAAGAAGAGAUGUUACAGGGUUAUCCAUGGUUGGCUCAUACUUUCAUCGCUGAUGUUACUGUUCUUAUUCUCAUAUUUGUAUAUAGAGGAAGCACUAAGAGCCUAUAAUAUACCUAUGGAUUAUAUCACUCUAUUUUUUGUUAUGUGGAACUUUGGUGUAAUGGGAAUGAUAGUGAUUCACUGGAAGGGACCACUUAGACUUCAACAAGCAUACCUGAUCUUCAUAGCAGCAUUAAUGGCUCUAGUUUUCAUUAAAUAUCUUCCAGAGUGGACCACAUGGGCUGUCCUUGCUGUUAUUUCUAUCUGGGAUUUAGUAGCUGUAUUGACUCCAAAAGGACCAUUAAGGAUAUUAGUUGAAACAGCUCAAGAAAGAAAUGAGCCAAUAUUUCCAGCCCUCAUUUAUUCAUCGACGGUGAUGUACUGCAUGGCGACGCCCGGGGCUGCGGCAGGCGGCGCUGCUGGGGCGAGCGGCUCCGGCGCGGCCGCAGAAGGUCGGGCAGGCGUUUCGGAUGGCGACGGCGACGGUGAGGGCGGGUUCGACGUGGCAUGGCGCGGGUCGCCGCGGCGGCUGCGUGUAGACAGCACGGCGCCCGCGCACUACACCACGCGCCUCGACCCGCCGCGCGCGCCGCCCCAGCCGCACCCGCCACCUGACGCCGACGACGAGAAGGGUGUAAAACUUGGCUUGGGCGACUUCAUUUUCUAUAGUGUACUAGUUGGCAAGGCUAGUUCAUAUGGAGACUGGAAUACAACACUUGCCUGUUUUGUGGCAAUACUUAUUGGACUCUGCUUAACCUUACUACUGUUAGCGAUAUUCAAGAAAGCUCUGCCAGCACUUCCCAUAUCAAUAACAUUCGGACUGAUUUUCUACUUCGCCACCCGGUGCGUUGUCAAACCAUUUGCGGAUGCGUUAGCCGCCGAGCAAGUCUUCAUUUAG
This is a messenger RNA of Parnassius apollo (apollo), 1437 nucleotides long. The record is from the annotation of a GenBank genome assembly. NCBI's taxonomy places the organism in Eukaryota, Metazoa, Arthropoda, Insecta, Lepidoptera, Papilionidae.